Arachis ipaensis is the source of this 1125-nucleotide messenger RNA. The record is from RefSeq and is a predicted model, not a curated record. Lineage: Eukaryota; Viridiplantae; Streptophyta; Magnoliopsida; Fabales; Fabaceae.
AUGUUUCAUCAUGGGAGAAAUUUUGAGAGGGGUAAGGAUGGGAGAUGGACAUACACACCUGACAAUAAGCAUUGUUUAGGUGAUCUGGAUGUGGACAGGUUGGAUGUAUUCUACCUGAGAAAUUACUUCAAAGAGCUAGGCUAUGAGACCAUGAAGGAGGUUUGGUGGCAGGUCCCUGGGAUGAGUCUGGAAGUAGGUUUAAGGCGUUUAGACUCUGAUAAUGAGUUGAGAGAGCUGUGUUCUCAUGGUGGAAAGAACAAUGGGGUAGUGGAUGUCUGCAUUGAACAUGGCAUUUCAGAACCUGAAAUAGUACAAGGAGAAGAUGUUGUUGUGCAUGUUGAUGACCAGGUGAGGGAUCUUGGAGAGCAAGCCAAGUCAAAUUCUAGGAUGGUGAAAGACCCCCCUGUCAAACCUACCACCGAGAAGGACCCUCCUAUGAGUUUAAGCAUGGUAACAUACAGGCCCCAAGCUAAAGAGGCGUUACUGAAGAAGAGCAAUGUGAAUUCUAACAUGGAGUCCCAACCUAAGCCUAAGUCAAAGUCUAAGCCUAAGACAGUUCCCAAACCCAAACCCAUGCCCAGACAGAACAAUGUAACUAGGACUAGGAGAUACUGUCUAAGGUCUUUAGGGAAAGGUAUUUCAAAAGCAAAGGGAAAUGCUGGUGAUCAUGUUCUUUUAUCCUCUGACUCAGACUCUCAUGACAGCUAUGAGAGUGCUGAGGACGAGGCCUAUAAGCCACAAGAGCCGGAUGAUAGCUCGGAUGAAUCAGGCAUUGGAUAUACAGUUCCUUCACAGAAGAAGAAAGUCAAGAAACCCAAUGCAAGGAAGAAGGUCCAGGCAGAUAGUGGAAAGGAAAAAGGGAAGGCCAAGGUCUGUGUUGAUGAUGAUGGAUUUGUGGAAGACGUUUCUGAUGAAGAUGUGGACAUCGGAUUUGUGGGGGGAGGUCUAAAGGGGGAUAAUCAUGACGCUUUUGAUCCGGGGUCAGAAUCGGAUGGUGGCAAUUUGUGGCACUCUUUGGAGAUGAAAACACCACCUAAUUCAGAGGAUGAGCUGAUUGGAGAAGAAAGUUUGGAGGAGGUAUUUUCGGUGUUUAGACAGGGUGGUAGGUUCGGGAACUACAUUUAG